Oncorhynchus kisutch (coho salmon) is the source of this 2166-nucleotide messenger RNA. It is a transcript of the gene ppp1cab, whose product is annotated as protein phosphatase 1, catalytic subunit, alpha isozyme b. The coding region runs from base 347 to 1324 and encodes 325 amino acids. Lineage: Eukaryota; Metazoa; Chordata; Actinopteri; Salmoniformes; Salmonidae. Gene Ontology annotation, molecular function: protein serine/threonine phosphatase activity. The transcript is spliced from 7 exons. Gene Ontology annotation, cellular component: cytoplasm; nucleus. The record is from RefSeq and is a predicted model, not a curated record.
GAAGCGUCCAAAAAAAAUCGUAACCCGGAAGUACUUCGUUAUUCUUGCUCGCUUCUCAGCGGUCCUUUUGUUGAGGGCUGGGUGCUAUCCAGUUGAAGGUGAAACAAAUUGAAAUAUAACUCGGUGAAAUCUAAACCGGUAUGAAAAGUCGAUAAUUAAAGCGUUUUGUUCAAAUAUUCUUCGGGGAAAUCCAUUAAAGUUUCCCCCCCAACUUCAACUAUUAAGGCAUAAUCUGGCGCAAGGUUAGCGGGCUAACAUUAGCUGAUUAAACUAGCACACCUAGUUAACAAGCCUGCUACAUUUUUUUAAAUAUUAUUUUAAACGGAAAAAUUAUCACAGGAAUAUUAUGGCAGAAGCCGAUAAAUUAAACAUCGACUCCAUCAUACAGCGACUUCUGGAAGUGAAGGGCUCCCGACCUGGCAAAAAUGUGCAGCUGACGGAGAACGAGAUUCGUGGCCUCUGCCUCAAGUCCCGGGAGAUCUUCCUCAGCCAGCCAAUACUGCUCGAACUCGAGGCGCCACUCAAGAUUUGUGGUGACGUCCACGGUCAGUACUACGACCUGCUGAGACUAUUUGAGUACGGAGGCUUCCCCCCGGAGAGCAACUACCUGUUCUUGGGGGACUAUGUGGACCGAGGAAAGCAGUCAUUGGAGACAAUCUGCCUGCUGCUGGCCUACAAGGUCAAAUACCCAGAGAAUUUCUUUCUGCUGAGGGGCAACCACGAGUGUGCCUCCAUCAACAGAAUAUACGGCUUCUACGAUGAGUGUAAGAGGCGGUACAAUAUCAAGCUGUGGAAGACCUUCACCGACUGCUUCAACUGCCUGCCUGUGGCGGCCAUCGUCGACGAGAAGAUAUUUUGUUGUCAUGGAGGCCUGUCCCCUGAUCUCCAGUCUAUGGAGCAGGUGCGGCGGGUGAUGCGGCCCACGGACGUGCCUGACCAGGGCCUGCUAUGCGACUUGCUGUGGGCAGACCCGGACAAGGAUGUGCUGGGCUGGGGAGAGAAUGACCGUGGCGUCUCCUUCACCUUUGGUGCCGACGUGGUCACCAAGUUCCUCCACAAGCACGACAUGGACCUCAUCUGCAGGGCCCACCAGGUGGUUGAGGAUGGCUACGAGUUCUUUGCGAAGAGGCAGCUAGUGACACUGUUCUCGGCCCCCAACUACUGCGGCGAGUUUGACAACGCCGGAGCCAUGAUGAGCGUGGACGAGACCCUCAUGUGCUCCUUCCAGAUCCUGAAGCCUGCAGACAAGAAGCUGUUCUAUGGGGGUGGAGGAGGCAUGGGCUCCGGACGUCCUGUCACCCCCCCCAGGAAAGCCAAGAAGUGAAAUGACUCGCCCCUCCCUCAGCCUCCACCUGCACUCCCACCAUGUUUGCCCUCUCUACCUCUCUUUCCUCUCUUUCACCAAACAGCCAGAAAUCAAACCAGUACCCAGGGCUUUUUCCUUUUUUUAUCGUAAGAAAAACAUGUAAUGCUAUGAAUUGUCUAUGAGUGGGUGUUUGAGAGAACGAGACAUGGAAUGCGUGUGUUUCCGUCUGCAAGCGAGCAUUAAAAAGUGUGUGCGUGUGUGUGCAUUAUGUGCGAAAAUUUGAGAGAUUUGUACUAUCCCCUUCUCUUACCACUUUGCCCCAUUUGAAAGGAUGGAACCACAGUGUCGUUCUGUACAGUAAUUGUGACUGAAAAAAGCUGGGUUCGGGAGACAGCUGACCUGAUGAAUUUAGCAGCAAACUCGUGCAAACAGAUGGUGUGUUUGUGCAAAGGGGGAUUAGUUAGUUUUUUCCCUGUCCCCUGUACUGUAAAAUAUCAAACAGAUGUGUAUGUGCCGUGUGACUACUCCCGCUUCAAGAAAGACAUUUGAAUAUCCUCGAGCAGGAGAGGUUAAAUGUGUCAAUUGUCUCAAAGGAAAGCAAGCAUGCCCUCCACUCGCACACACAUACAAUGACCCUUUUCACAGAUUCAUACGAGCCAGAGCUGUAAAAACCACACAAUUUAGGUUUGUACAGAUUUGAUUACUUGAAAGAGAUUUUUUGUGAAUUCGUUUUGUAGUCUCAUCAAGUUGACCAAUAAAGCAAGAAUCUGAAUGAAGUUCUUCAUUCAUUGCUUGUCUUAUCUUUGCUAACCACUGCAGUUUGUUGUCAUAUUAAAAGGAAUGAUACCCUUAUCCCCCUC